Xiphophorus maculatus (southern platyfish) is the source of this 3706-nucleotide messenger RNA. RefSeq names its product sodium voltage-gated channel beta subunit 4 (gene scn4ba). Gene Ontology annotation, cellular component: voltage-gated sodium channel complex; membrane. The record is from RefSeq and is a predicted model, not a curated record. Gene Ontology annotation, molecular function: sodium channel regulator activity; transmembrane transporter binding. The coding region runs from base 686 to 1387 and encodes 233 amino acids. The transcript is spliced from 5 exons. NCBI's taxonomy places the organism in Eukaryota, Metazoa, Chordata, Actinopteri, Cyprinodontiformes, Poeciliidae. Gene Ontology annotation, biological process: regulation of ventricular cardiac muscle cell membrane repolarization; cardiac muscle cell action potential involved in contraction; regulation of sodium ion transmembrane transporter activity.
UCUCUUGCUCAUUUCUCUCUGUGCCGGCUUUCCGUGUACUUUCUGCUUUCCUACCCUUGCUGCUGGCUCUGCUCCAGCAUCCCUCUGUGCCUCAUGCGUGCUCUCCUCCACCCGUCCUACAGCUUAUGUUCCCCCCAGUGAGGUUUGCUGGCCAGGCUGCUUCUCUAGCUGUUGCUGCUGCUGGAGCACAGGGGGCUACUUGAUACUGCACUGUUAAGGCGCUGCUGCCGCCGCUCUGCCUCACGUCUCAUUUCUGCCUGUUCCCUCACAGUGUGAUUUCUUGGAUUUUCAGCCCUCCCGACCAGCGGCAGAGGACAGAGAGGAGGGAGGGGAACAGACAGAGUCUCCUCGUUCUACUACUGCAUUGUCCCGCCUGUCUUUUUCUUUUCCCUGGCUGCUGGAGAACAACUGGACAGAGGAGAGCUCUUCUCUUCAGUGCUUCCCAUCUCUGCUCAUUCCUGGGACAGGGUGCAGGGGAGGAGGAAAGAAGGAGGGACUGCAAACAGGAGUCCAGACUCUUGCUCUUAGCUGCACAGCUCAGUGUCCCACCUUGUUCUAGAGGCACAUAAGUCCAACACAAAACCUAUCACUGGUGGACAAGAAGGCAGCUUGUCAAGGACAUACACUGUGGGCUUACAGAGGAACAGACGGGACCACAGUCAGACAGGCAGGUGGUGUCGGUGUCAUGGCGUCAGUGGACAGCACCGGUUUGAGUGUCUCUGGUCGGCUGCGAUCAGGGGAUCUGCUCCACAUUGGUCUUAUACUUGUGCUACUGCUUGGUGCUUGGGGAGUUGGUGGAUUGGAGGUUUCCACGGGUAAAGUUUCCUCAAUAGAAGCAAUGAAUGGCUCCACAGUUCUGCUGCCCUGCACUUACUCAUCUUGCAUUGGCAUCAAAAACCUCUACUUCAACUGGAAAUACAAUGACAAUGGAACUUUUUUAAAGUUGUGUGAAGCAGAGAUUCCCACGGAGAAAGUGGAGCCAAAGGUCCAUGUUUUCCAUGAACGUGUUGAGUUUGUUGGCUCCUCAAAGACAAACAACAUCUCUAUCUUGUUGUGGAACAUAACUUUUGAGGAUGAAGGAGAAUACACCUGUUUUGCCAGAAACCCAAAAGAGAAGAAUCGCAACCACAGUGCUAUCUUCACGCUUAUAGUGGUCGACCAAAUGAAGGAGGUCGACAAUACAUUGACAGUCAUUAUUGUCUCAGUUCUGGGUGGAGUCAUUGGUUUAGUUAUCCUCAUCAUGGUAAUAAAGGCAGUGGUCCUUCAUGUUCUACACAAGGGUAAUGAGAAGACUAAAGAGUGCCUGGUGAGCUCCUCAGGGAACGACAAUACAGAAAAUGGACUUUCAGGAGCCAAAGCUGACAACAAAGCUACACCAAAGGCUUAAGUGUAAUGUAAUGAUUGUAUGUUUGUAAAUAUGUUAGAGGAUUAUACAUGCUGAAAGAAAAAUGCUCUUAUCAAUGGACUGUUUUAUCCUACUAGAAUCUAAAUAAUGCAACUUCUGAAUAUCUAUUUUAAAUUGUGCUUGAGAUUUGGGUAGUGUAGACUGUGCAAGAAGCUGGAUCACUCUGUAUCUAUUGUGAAAGCCCAAUAGGCACACAGUGUGCUGCCUGCUCUAUAACUCAUCUGUAUAUUAAUGAAUCCAAAGUUUGAGAGGUUUUAGUUAUGGUUGUCUGUAAUUGUAGAAUUGCCCAUUCCAUUACUACUUUAAUCCACUACAUCUUAAGCUAGUAAUCUGUUUAAAUUAUCAUCAUUUAUAUUAUCACAUUAUAGCCACAGACAUGGAUUAAACUGUUAGUUUGAAUUUAUACCUUUUAAUUUAAAUUCAUACUUGAAUCCAGACAAAACUAACCAACACAGUCCACAAAUCUGCUGGUGUUUAAUCUAUAAGUCAUAAAUAAGAAGAAACCUUUCUCAAUCAUUAGCAAAAAUAAUAAAAUGAAGCGAUACAUAUACAUUACUGCCAUAAAUGUUGUUAGCAUUAACAACUUGAUAUUUUGCAACUGACUGAGAGUUUGAAACCAUAACUUACUGUGCCAGUGAGUAAUGGUGCAACUGCACAUUUCACUUCUGUUUUUCAUGUUUACAACCAGGGGCAGGCGAGAUCCACAUUGAUUUGCUUCACUAAUGAGAGUGAAAGAUUGACAGUAUAUCUGGCUAAUCACUGUGGACAGCUCUUCUCGUGGGACAGAAUGAUCCAGUUGAGCACAGCUUUUAAGGUUUUGGUUUGGAUAAACACUGGUGCCUGUUCUGCUUUUGCUCCCUCUGCUGAUGGGAGGAUAAAACUCAUUAGCGUCAUAAAAUUCCCCAAACCCUCCAAGACAAUCCUGAGAGUACCAUGCUCCCCAUAGAGGCGAAUGAAUUUAAUCCUGCUGCAUCUAAUACUCAAUGCAAUUUUGGCAUGUGUGCAUUUUGUAUAUUCUCACAUGAGCGUAUGCUGCACCAUUACACACCAACAAUAGUUUGUGCCUCAUUUAGCAUUUCCAAAACCGGCUUAAUUGCUGAAAUAAACACUUUACACUAAUUUAGGGUUAUUUAAAUUGUGAGAAGUCACUUACCCCCCAUUUCUGUAAAACAUCAGCCUACUGGAGGAGUGUAAGAUGUUAUUUUGGUUAGUUGAUCUACAUUUUUUCAGUCUGGAUUCCAGCUUUAACCCUCAAAGAAAACCUAAACAAAACAUCUUUGAAAUACAUUGCACAGCAGAAAUUAUUAUUGAAAUUCCAGUAAAAAGAAGGUCACUGAAAAACAAUCUUAAAACUAUCAAGUCAUACAGUUUAAACAUAGUUAUUGUUCCCGUUUCAUGGAGUUAUAUAAACUUUUUUUAUGUUUUGAAAGGAAUUUAUAAUCAUACCACAGGGCCUGUGGGUGGUUUACUAAGAAAAAAUAACAUUCUAUUUAGAGUUGACACAUUAACAGAAGCAAGAUAGCAAGAUGUCCAUGAGAGUAUGUGGUACCUGAUGUGCACCAGAUACUUUCUCGUUCGCACCAGAUAGGGGAGCCCCAGUAGGAGCUUCUUAAAGAGACAGAAGCCAAUUUCAAGGUGUCAGAUUGUAAAGUCAAAUUUCUUUUAAGUCAUGUUUGAUAUAUACAGCAUUUUUAUAACAACUGAAGGUAACACAUUUACUUGAUUGUGCUAUAAAAUGUUACUAUAUGCCUGGAGAGUACAUAAUAAAAGACAAUAACAGAAUAGAGAAAAUUUGGGCUACAACUGUCACCAUAAAUACUAAAUUAUUUUUGUACAGUUUCACUGAUUCGAGUAAAUGUAAAUAAGCAUAAGCACAGACGGGUGAGUUGGAGAAGAAAGCAAUUACACUUUUCAGUUUUGCAAGUUUUUAGUUUUUUAUUAUCCAGCUUGAAAAUUGUUUUAUUUUUAUAAAUAAUUUUGGUAGAGUGACAUGUAAUCUAUAAAUAUAGUAAGAAUGCAAUAACCAAAGUACAUGAUGCACUUUCUGUAUAUUAUUUAAAUCAGAGGAGGUGGCUCCACUGUAGGCUACAUCAAAACUUGGUAUACGUUUGACAAAAGUCUUGUAGUAGAGUGGCUGUCCUCUCUUAGUUUACUGGGUGUGAAAUUUUAGUCAUUCAAUGUUUACAGUAUUUACACAAAAAUUUGAAACACGGUCUAAUCACUUUUAUUAAUAACAAAAAAUAACAAGUACAAUGUAUCCUCUUCUAAAAAAUAAUACAACAUAUUGGUAGUUAAGGUUUA